Paramisgurnus dabryanus is the source of this 2219-nucleotide messenger RNA. RefSeq names its product tyrosylprotein sulfotransferase 1, like (gene tpst1l). Gene Ontology annotation, biological process: peptidyl-tyrosine sulfation. Gene Ontology annotation, cellular component: Golgi apparatus. The record is from RefSeq and is a predicted model, not a curated record. Lineage: Eukaryota; Metazoa; Chordata; Actinopteri; Cypriniformes; Cobitidae. Gene Ontology annotation, molecular function: protein-tyrosine sulfotransferase activity.
UCAGAUUGGCGCUCUCUUCUUUAGCGCUAACUGCAGUGUGUAUCUCAGGUCUCGUAAUAUCAGCGUUUUGUCGGAAACGCUCGUCUGUGAUUUACGCAUAAACUGGGGUUCUGGAUAAAAAUGUCUUCUCGGGAUAAGAUGAAUAGGGUUACCGUUGUGAAAGUCAGACUCUCGUGUCUCGCUGUUUAGACGAUCUUCACGUCUGCAUUUCAUCACACGGUCGUGCCUCUGGAGAAUGUAGCUGUGGAGAAGUUGCACUUUCAACAUGGUAAAGCACGCUUGCACAAUGGUGCUAACAGAGAGCAAAAGGCUUGAAUUACCAAGCCUGAAUUUAUUAAAGCCUCAAGCAAGACAUUGAACGACUGCUGCCUGGAAUUUUUUGUCCAUCCCUUCCCCCCAAUAACAUACCUAAACUUCUUUUUUUGCAUUCUUUUACUCUGACCACUUCUGGAAAGCAUCUACUCUUUCCAAGAUCCCUGCUGAGAAUUUUUCCUUCUCACUCAAAUUUUUUUGCCUUUUUGCAAUCCCUGUGUUCUAAUAUUACAGAAACCCAAUUAACUCUGUUAAUCAUGAGAAAACAAACCUGCAACGUUCUUCUCGUCUGUGUGAUCAUCAGCUCCAUCACAGUAUUUUAUCUCGGCAUGAGCGCAAUCGAAUGUCCGAAUUUCCGUUCCGGAAGUGCACAGCACACAUGGUCUGCAAAUCUACAUGCUGGUAGAAACCUUAGCGACCCCUCACAACUCCCGGAGGAGUACAAUGAGGAAACGCCUCUCAUUUUUGUCGGUGGCGUCCCUCGUAGUGGCACCACCCUUAUGCGGGCUAUGUUGGAUGCCCACCCUCUCGUGCGUUGCGGAGAGGAGACCCGCGUCAUCCCCCGGUUGUUAGCCAUGCAGGCCACCUGGAGUCACUCGGCACGCGAGCGGCUCCGACUCGAUGAAGCUGGUGUCACCGAUGAGGUCCUGGACUCUGCUGUUCGUGCCUUCCUGUUGGAGAUCAUAGUGGGGCAUGGUGAACCCGCUCCAAGGCUCUGCAAUAAGGACCCAUUUGCCCUGAAGUCCCUCUCCUACCUAUCCAAGCUCUUUCCAAGGGCUAAGUUCAUCCUUAUGCUCCGGGACGGCAGGGCCACCGUGCACUCUAUGAUUUCCCGCAAGGUGACCAUUACUGGAUUCGACCUGACAAGUUACAGGGACUGUCUGGUGAAGUGGAACCGAGCAGUGGAGGUGAUGUAUGACCAGUGCCUGGCUGCAGCGCACGGGAACUGUCUUCCUGUCCACUAUGAGCAGCUGGUGCUGUACCCGGAUAAAGUGAUGGGCAAGCUCCUACAAUUUUUGGAUCUGCCGUGGGACUCCUCUGUGCUACACCACGAACAGCUUAUUGGGAAAGCUGGUGGAGUUUCACUGUCAAAGGUUGAACUGUCAACAGACCAAGUAGUCAAACCAGUGAAUACAGAGGCUUUGUCUAAGUGGGUGGGCAAGAUUCCUGCUGAUGUGGUGUCUGACAUGGCCAGUCUUGCCCCGAUGCUAAGUCGACUGGGUUAUGACCCUUUGGCCAACCCCCCAAACUACAACAAGCCUGGUCUCUUAUUCCUUAAUAAUAAUAAUACAAGAAUUGUGAGGUUAAACUAAAAUCGAAAGCAAAUUUCAAAUUUUUGUUCCUGUUUGGGGAUAAAAAUACAUUGAAGCAAUAAAAAUUAGCAUUUUUAUGAACACACAAAGACUCUACUUGAAUUAACAAAACAAUGUGGCAAUUAAAAAACAAAUUUAUGAUGGAAAAUAUGAGUACUGGUUGUUUACAUCUAGUUUUGUGCUAUAUUGUAAUUCAUUUUCGAAUUUUUCAACUCAAGUUUUGUAUUGUGCAUUAAUGGUGAUGUUAUUUGCAAGCUUGUGACUGUAAAGCUUUUAUUUUUGUAUGUGUUAAUGUCUGGUUACAAUACAGGAAAUUGUGUUUGUUGAAAGAGGAAGUUAACAGUUGCACAAAAUGACCACUUGUUUGUUUAUUGUAACAAUCUUUAAGCCGUGUAAGGUGUUUUAUUUUGACCUUAUGAAUUGCACACUUUAAAUGUGAUGGAUUUUAAAUGAAUUCUCAUUCAUUCCUUUACCGCUCCGUGACAGAAAAGGUAUUAAGUUAAACGUUAAACCUGUCAAAAUUCUUGUUGUUAUAGAUACUUUUUUCUCAACAGAUAACAAAUAUUUAUUAAAUGUUUGUCAUUUUUAAGAAAA